CCUCAAAAAUGGAAUAUGAACCCUCAUUGUAUAGUUACGUCCAAAUCGCUAGGGUUCAUCAUUUGUCGCUCGCAAACGGACAGUUUGCGACUCGAGCAUUCAUCAUCAAGCUUAUCACCACGGGAUUGUUCCCUUUCGACGUGUGCGCGCGCGUCCAUAAACGUUCGGUGAACGACACACGAUAAAUAUCGUGUCGACAGAGGAACGGAGGAGAAUAUGGUGCGCGACCCCGCGCGUCGAUCGAUCGGUUAACAAUCGGUUUCGCGAGCGAUGGUACGGAGCGGAAGACGAAGAAGGGACACGUAACGCACGCGAAGACAUCGCGCCUGGCGUGCGCGGGAUAAUGAUCCGCGGCGGCGGUGGCGGCGGCGGUCCCCAUUGUUGGUUGCGCGCGUGUUCAGAUCCUGAAUUCUGGAUUGCGCAUUCAGCAGCCGUCGUCCGCGGGUAAAAGUCACCGGCGAUAUUACGCAAUGCCUCAUUCGCGGAGAUCCUCCCACUUGGAUCAGUCGAAAGCGGAUCCUCGCCUCGCCUUCACUGCUGUACGAACGCCUCCUCCGUGCGGCCGCGCCGCCGACCGCCACUACCGUUAUCGCGCGCGAUAAUAUCCGCAUAUUUUCGAAGAUUUGUUGGCCGGCGCGGAUAGACGUGCGAUCGCGCUGUCGAUCGGCGAAGGAGAGAAGAAUUUUCGGCUCGCUCGAUUAACGUACGCCGAACGGGGUCGGUGCACCAGCGAACGGCGCGCCAAGUGGGGUACAAGGAAAAAAAUAAAAUAAAUCGCCUUGCCACACACGAAGAUCUGAUACGCCUGUCUUUGAUUAAUUACAACUCGGUUAUUUAUUAUUUAAUGGAAGCGAUCAAUUUGCCGCGAGCAAACGAUUGCUUUCCUUGAUUUAAUCAAUGACCCUAAUUUUAUGUGCGACGCCGAAAAUGGAAUGAUGUGACCGAAUAACAUUCUGAAGACAUUCAGUUGCGUAACAGUAUCUUCCGGCCGAUCAUUCACUGGUAUCUAUACUUGUCCCAAGGUGGAAUCGUAAUAUCUUUGUCAUUGGAUUGCGAAUAGAGCGCGUACGUACGCGCACGCACACAUACAUACGGGCACGUAUUUCCGCGAUGGUACACGAGAUCGUAAAUAUAAGCACUGCAGAUGAGCACGGUGCACAGCGGCAUACUUCAAGAUCCCCUUCCUGUCGAAACGCUGAGAGAUCUCAAGUUUCUCUGAAAGAAUAGAGAAGAAGAGCGGCAGGAAAAGAAAUUGGCGGCUGGGAGGGAAACUAUGUGCGCAAUUUAACGGGGAUUACGACCUUAGCCACUUGGGAAGUCGCGGUAGUAAUCGGCGGUCUUCGAACGGGCCCCCUCAAGUACGGGCCUCGAGCGGGCCUCGCGCGCCUCGGACGGGCCCCUUGAGCGGGUCUUAAUCGAACCACGGACCCCGACGAGCUAGGCGACCAGCCUAGCAUACCUGAUUCGCGCGUUCCGACGCGAGCCAGUCCUGACGUAGACCGCGGACGACUGAGGCUGAUCCUAAGACUAGAACCGGCUAGAUCGCGUCGCGGAUUCCGUCUCCGGCUCGACGCAUCACGAUCGGAGCAUCGAGAAGGAAGCAGCGUCCCGGAAACGAUGGGAAAGCCGUUGCAUCUGAUUGUAAUAUUGCAGCCAGUGUCGUCCGCGUUCGCUUAUAGGUACGAUCCUUGGUAUCGCGCGGACACGCAGCGUCCGGUCGACGUGAUCACCGACGUCGUCAACGAGCUGGGGGUGAGAAUCCUUCAGCAAUAUUCGACGCGUGGAAACGUCGCGUUCUCGCCCACGGGGGUUGCCUUCGUUCUGGCGGCGCUCUACGAGGGAUCCGCGGGCAGAGGAAGUCAACAAAUCGCCGAGGCCAUAGGUCUACCACCCAACCGGGAUGUUACCAGGAUCGGUUUCAGGGACAUUCAUCGACGAUUGCGAAGCUACCUUAACGCCGACGGCUUCCUGGGUGGAUUGACGCUAAGUAGAGAGAACACCCGGCUCCGUCCCGAGUAUGAAGACAUUCUGAGGUUUUACGGCUUCGAUCUGUCGAGUAUCGAACAAGAAGCGAACGUUACCGUUAGCAUGGGAGACUCAGCAGGUGUAACCGAACUUCCGACGUCCACGAUCGGCUUAACCACGCUCCCGUCAGAGAUGGUAAACACUGGGAAUGUGCCGGACAUGACGACGACAACAUUAACGGGUGCUAUCACGACGCUUCCUCCGGCUGGUGCGGAAACAACAGUCGUUCCAUCGACCGCGACAGGCACUACUCAGCAAACUGUCACGACGACGGAACCAACGGGUGCAACCGGUGUACAAUCGACAUUGACUCCGAUCACCACCGUUGGAACAGUUAAUCAAAACGUGUCGCAACCGGCAAAUUCCCCAACGACGAUUGCUUCCGGCGAAAGUGUCCAGACUUCGACUACCACUGGUACGGAAACUGUUGCGGAUUCGCCGAAUACGAUUACGCCGAUGACAAACACAGACAGCCAAACGAUUCCGACUACGACCGUAGUCGCUGUUAGCGGGGCCGCGACUUCGCCGACAGCCGCCGGUGAUUCUGGAACAGGUUCCGCCGUUUCUAACGAGAAUGUCGUUCCAAUGUCGACGAGCGCGGGAACGACAACGACGACAGCCGCGGCCGACGCUGGCGCGACGGUACCGAUGAGUACCGAUGUCCAAGUACCUUCGACCUCCCCUCCGAAUACCGAGGUACCAACGAAUAUGCCGGGAACGACAACGACGAUCGCCGCGGAUGCGAGUACCGACUCACUGGCGGCCGCGAGUACGAUCGAUGUCAGCAUGACGCCCGCCAACGUACCUAUUCCCAACGCGACCUUGAGUACCGUUACCAUGAAUUCGUUAACUACUGUGGUACCAGCGAUCUCGAAUAGCGCGAACGUGACUAUCCCGAGUCCCGUUACCGAAACGAUGAUGGCGAACGGCGUUAUAUCGCAGUCGAGUACCGCGCCGUCGGUAGAUACGUCGGCCGGGAAUACUCUCGGAAUGACCGCUGCGAAUGACCCGGCAACGACGAUGACGACGAUGAUCAAUAUUGACGACGCUAUCGCGGUCAAUUCUACGAUGACGGCGAUGGCGAACGCGACGUCGAGCGGUCCUGCUGGUAACGACCUCCCCCCAAUCGCGAAUUCUACGAGUCCUAUGAAUAAUCAGACGACCGCAUCUCUCGUGGAUGAAAACACGAUUUCGAUGAAUCGAAAGAGGAAAGAUCUGGCAGACAUAAUUAACAGCAAUACCGUUAAGGAUGAAUCAACGGACGGAUCGCCGAAUCUUCGCAAACGCGAAGCGAGAAGCCCGCGCGGAUACUUCUCCAGCUAUCCAGACGAAGGUAUCUGGAUGCAAAAUCUAGAGAUUUGGAAGUCGUAUAACACAGUAAACCCGGCUGACUCUUCUAUCGGAGAUUCAUCAGCGGAGAUGUCGUUUUUGGUGAACGGCUGCGAGAUUUCCUCGGUAUCGGCUUCGAGAUACAUCGCCGUAUUGCCCUUCGCAUACUUCCCAUCGUUGCAGGCUGUCGCCCUCGAGUUUCCUUUAGACGAUCCCCGAUACAACAUUAUACUUUUCAUGCCCACGGAUAAAACGGACACGCAUCGUCUGGCGAGGGAUCUCAGCGGAAAGCCAUUGAGAUUGUUGAGGAAGCGAUUACAGCCUACUUGGGUCAGGGCCACUAUACCCUCGUUCAUGCUGCGCGGUUUUGUCACACUGACGUCAUUUCUGCAAAGGCUUGGAAUCCUGGAUGUGUUCGAGCCGAGAGUGGCCGAUUUAUCGCCCAUGACAUCCGAUCUCGGGGUAUACGCCAGGGAUGUGCAACAGAGUAUAGGGGUCAACAUAAGGAAUUAUAUGAAGCCCGACCGGACCCAUUCUCGUGAGUCGCCUAAUGUCGUUCCACCUCGACGGGACUAUUAUCGAUAUCUGCCGCCAGGCAAUGGUCUGUUUGAGAGAGCCGGGCCUGAACCCUUUACAGCGCUGCAUCCCUUCCUUUAUUUCAUCGUCGACACCGAGACUUCAGUGAGUCUAAUCACUGGUCGAGUGGACGAUCCGCUUAAUUCGAGAAUAUUGUAGAAACAUAAUCUAUAGUUUGUUAAGGUUUAAAUAAACACUCGUUUAUUUGACGAUACUUAUAAAUAAUUUUAUAAUGUGAAUUUCUCCUAUUAGUUCGCACACAGUUAUUAUCAAGUACACGCAAUUAAUAUUGUGCUCUGUACAAAUUCCUAUUUGUAAAUAAAGAAAAUAUAAAAGAUAA
Messenger RNA from Solenopsis invicta (red fire ant), 4270 nucleotides. Its product is annotated as mucin-5AC. Gene Ontology annotation, molecular function: serine-type endopeptidase inhibitor activity. The coding region runs from base 1618 to 4089 and encodes 823 amino acids. NCBI's taxonomy places the organism in Eukaryota, Metazoa, Arthropoda, Insecta, Hymenoptera, Formicidae. The transcript has 7 exons. The record is from RefSeq and is a predicted model, not a curated record.